AUGGAUCCAACGAGUGAGCUGAGAACAGCAUACACCAAAUUGGAGUUGGAAUACGCGAGAACAGUAGCAAGAAUACUCCGAGACAACGAGACGAACAUAGAGCGGAGCGAUACGAAGAAGAUGAAAUAUGAAAUACCAGGAAUAAGGGCCAUUUUGCCGUAUAUUCAGCCAGACCCUCGAACUAACUACCUGACUACGACUAAAACAAACCUGUUUACGAAGGAUGAUCCAAUACUGCGAUUCAUGCCAUAUAUAAGAACGAAUAAGCCUACAAACAUAAGUUGGUACGAUGGGACUGUGAUUGGAGAGCAGCCUCUUUCCAUGAAGGAUGUUGCAAAUAGGGCAUUUAUAGAGGAAUGUGGUGGAUCAGACGAUGCCUAUAGAUUUCUGAAGUUGCAUAAACCAAAAAUAGACGAAUCGAACAUGAAGCGGCUCUUCUGCAACACGUGUCUCCUCUUCAACUGUGGAAUCCACCACAUUCAGACGGGAGCCAUUCUCAAUCCAGACGAGGACGAAGGAUGCAUCUGCUUUGCAGACAGCAAAGAAGGACAGAAGGAGACAAAGGGCGUCUCUGAGCUGUUUGAAGAAUAUUCAGGAAGCAGAGUCUUCAGGCACCUGCUGUGUCUGAGUCUGAAGCCGUGUGUGACAAAGAGGCUGAUUGAGCUUCUAGUGCCAUUUACAAUCAACUGUAAUGAAAUUAAGGCGAAGAAGCUGCCUAUAAAAACAUAUGAGAAAAUGUACAAGGAAAUCGUGUUCAUGGAGUUCUUUACGCCUUGCAAACACGCUGGUUCAUGCACGAAGAAAAACUGCAGCUGCGCCAGAAACGACAUUCUGUGCGAGAUGAGCUGCUUCUGCACCUGUUGCAAGAACAUGAAGUACUGCAACUGCGUAGGCGGAUGCAGAGAAGACUGCAUAUGCACCGUAAACCAGAGAUUCUGUGACCCAGCCAUUUGCAGCUGCUGCUCUGGAACUGAGGCCUGUGGCAACUCGUAUACGACUGAACACAAGCAAAGUGUGGUUCAUAGCUCAGCCAUUCAUGGAUUUGGACUAUUUUGUGAAGAAGAUGUCAUAAAAAAGAAUGAGUUUGUGAUGGAACAUACAGGUGAAAUAGUAAGUGACAAGGAGGCAGAAAGAAGAGGAAACUUCUACGAGAUGAACAACCUGAGCUAUUUGUUCAACAUGGCCAACAGGGGAACAGACGUGAUGUGGUCGAUUGAUGCAUUCAUUUUGGGAAACAAGAGCAGAUACAUAAAUCACAGUAGUGAUGAUGCAAAUUUGAGGACGACCGUGAAGACACUCAGAGGCGUGACUAAGAUCGUAUUCUACGCCAAGAGAGACAUCUACAAGGGAGAGGAGUUCUUCUUCGACUACCAUUUCACAGAAGAAGCUCAGCGAAAACAUGGAAUGGUCGAUUAG
Messenger RNA from Enterospora canceri, 1416 nucleotides. Lineage: Eukaryota; Fungi; Microsporidia; Enterocytozoonidae. The record is from the annotation of a GenBank genome assembly.